This is a messenger RNA of Bradysia coprophila, 749 nucleotides long. RefSeq lists its product as uncharacterized. The record is from RefSeq and is a predicted model, not a curated record. Lineage: Eukaryota; Metazoa; Arthropoda; Insecta; Diptera; Sciaridae.
CGCUACCGCAAUUUAAUCGAUCAGGUUGUCAUAGCGUUUUAUCGAUCUAACAUACUUGUAUCGCCGUAUAUUGUUCCUCUACUCUGGAAAAGACGAUAUUACUCGUUUUGGUGAAUCAAUAAAAUUCCAGUAAGUCAAUUUAAUCGAAUAAAUGUCGAAAAAACAGCCAUCCAAAAAUACAAAGCCAUCGAAAAAGCCAUUCACUGUUUAUGCUGGUUCGAAGUCAUCCACAACAAAUGGAUGCACAAAAAGGAAACGUUUAUCCGACGUUGUAAAUUACAGUUUAAGUCCUGAUGAGUUGAAAUCAUGCCCAAAGACGAUAGAACAACCAAUGCGCAAUGCUGACCCAGUCGAAUUGGAAAUUUUGUACAAUGCAGCGGACCGGUCAUCGGGAAAAAAUUAUCUAGCCAAGCGUUUGGAUCAGUCGCCGAGAGAGAAGUAUUAUUUCCCAGAAGCGACCAGCUGGCGAAUCGGAUGGAUUCAGAGCCACAGUUAAAAUUGCAUGAAGUUUUUGAGGUUUUUGUUUGAUUUUAUUUUUAUAGAGAAAACUGUCUUUUCGAUCAAAAAGCCUUCGUUUACAAAAUUCGAGAUUCGUACAAAAUUUAAAACUUAUUCUAAUGGACGGAUAACGUUGAUGUACACCUAAAAUUCUAGAUAGCCCCACUCUUUUGUGAGGCAUCUUCUUUGACAAAACUUUAGUUUUUAUGGACGGAAAUGUCGAUGUACAUUUUUGAUUACGCGUUUUCGAC